Nerophis ophidion (straightnose pipefish) is the source of this 5115-nucleotide messenger RNA. It is a transcript of the gene zcchc24, whose product is annotated as zinc finger, CCHC domain containing 24. The coding region runs from base 199 to 915 and encodes 238 amino acids. The record is from RefSeq and is a predicted model, not a curated record. Gene Ontology annotation, molecular function: nucleic acid binding; zinc ion binding. The transcript has 4 exons. NCBI's taxonomy places the organism in Eukaryota, Metazoa, Chordata, Actinopteri, Syngnathiformes, Syngnathidae.
CAAUAAAGUCAGAUAGCGGCCAUGGCGAGCAAGGAGCAACUCUUCCACACUAUGACUCUGGUCUGACGCUUCACUGGGGGCCGGGCUCCGGGUGUGAGGGGGGCCGCUUUUAUCGGGAACACACAGGACAAGAAGAGAAGAUAGUUAGCGUGUUGAAGAUGAGUUUCAUGUAAAGAGAAGAUAGUUGGCGUGGUGAAGAUGAGUUUAAUGUCUGCCAUCGACAGCAGUGCAGCUUCCGUCUACCAGCCCGCACAGAUCCUCAACUGGGUCUAUCUGUCCCUGCAGGACCAGCAGCAGCACACCAGCGCCUUUGACGCCUUCAGACCCCAGCCCGGCUCUUCCCAGCCGGACAUCAACUACAGCAAGAGUCCGGACUUCAGCUCCUCGCUCAACUCCAACUGUCUCAACAACUUCUUGCAGCUGCAACGCAACCAGGCCUUAAACAACAACGUAUAUAAGAAUGUAUCGCCCUACGGCUCCCUCAACAACAUCGUGGAUGGACUCAACUCCCUGACGGACCACUUCUCAGACCUUACCCUGUCAUCAGAACCAAGGAAGCCCAACAAGAGACCCCCGCCCAACUACCUGUGCCACCUGUGCUUCAACAAAGGCCACUACAUCAAAGACUGCCCUCAGGCCCGUCCUAAAGGGGAAGGCCUGACCCCCUACCAGGGCAAGAAGAGAUGCUUCGGCGAGUACAAGUGUCCCAAGUGCAAGAGGAAGUGGAUGAGCGGCAACUCCUGGGCCAACAUGGGACAAGAAUGUAUCAAGUGCCACAUCAACGUCUACCCGCACAAGCAGCGUCCUUUGGAGAAGCCGGACGGUCUGGACGUGUCGGACCAGAGCAAAGAGCACCCCCAGCACCUGUGUGAGAAGUGCAAGGUUCUGGGUUACUACUGCCGCCGUGUGCAAUAAACGCUCCGAGCUUACGAGUCGUCCUCCUCCCGCCUCCAGCAGCCAUUCAAGGAAAGCGAACGAGGUCGUCCGUGAAGGAUCGUGCAGGAAAGCCCAAUCUUCUCAUUCGGCUCAUCUUCUACAAGUCAUCAUUACCUCACUUUAUGGGGUUUGUCACCUUCAGUGUUUACAAACGUCUGCCUUCCUUUUCCCUGCCAAGUGAAGCAAACACAAACUCACAUUUAGGGUCAACAGCACAUCUUUCUUAUUCUGAACUGUGAAUUACCCGAGGGAUAUCAUCCCCGCGCUGACAUGUGGCCUAUUUAUUUUCUUGUUGUCCAGUGUGCAAUGUGAGAGUGACAGAAAGAAAUAGAAAUAUAUAUUUUGUGUACGUUGGUAUGCCGCCUUGUGUCUUUAGAAACUACUGUAGGCUCAGUCGCUACGUUUGAACUUUUUUCUUCCAGCUAUCGCCGUACACGCGUUUUUUUUUUCCCAGUUUUAUGUUAAAAAAAUAUCAUCGUAUUGUUUAUAACAAUACGCGUUGUUAUCUAAAGACAGGAUGGACGCGAGGUUUUUGCCGCAUGUUUAUGCUCUGGGAGUUCAAGGAAAGUACAGGUGCAGAGGCAGGUUGUGGUAUUGAACGUGCAGAAAGUGAGGAAGGUUGGCUGGAAUGUAAAGAGUGGUUAGGAAAAUACAAGUAAACAAGUAUGCAGGCUGAUGAUUAAGGAACAUGAGUGACGUACGUAAAAGAAAAGACAAAUGAGGGAAAAAGUUGUAAAAAUACAAAAACUAUAUUGUAUAAAUAUGACGGUAAAGUUAUAAUGUUGCAGGAAUAAUGUCAAAAUACGCUAAGAAUACAAUAUUUUAAAAACAAAUACAUUUUCAAUCACAUUUUUGUAAAUAAAAUAAUAAAAGGGUGUGUAAUAAUUCUUUACAAAAAAGAUGCAUAAGAAAGAAUCAAGUAAAAUCUUAUAUAUAUAUAUAUAUAUACAUACGUAUAUAUAUAUAUAUAUAUAUAUAUAAAUGUAUAUAUGCAUAUAUAUAUGCAUAUAUAAAUAUAUAUAUAUAUGUAUAUAUAUAUAUAUAUAUAUAUAUAUAAGUACAUAUAUAUAUACACACACAUAUAUAUAUAUAUAUACACAUACAUACAUAUAUAUACACACACACACUUAUAUAUAAAUAUUUUUAUAUAUAAAUAUUUAUGUAUGUAUUAUAACUAAUCUGUAUAUAUAAAUAUUGCUAUAUAAACAUGUAGACAUAUCAAAAUAUAAAUAUGUGUGUAUAUCUAUAUAUAUAUAUAUAUAUAUAUAAAUAUAUACAAAUCUAUCAAAGCUUUAAGAUUAAAAGAAUAAAGUCAGAUUUUGACAAGUGGCAACGUAAAAGUAAGUCUUUAUUACGGUCUAAUUGUUUUCUCGUGUAUUAAAAAUGCCUUUUUUCUUAAUAUUCCAACUUGACAUUAUGCAUAAUAAAGUAUUACUUUAAUUUUGUUUUAUCCUUGUAAUAAAGUAUACAACUUUAUCCUGUUAUUAUAAAAUACAAAUGUAUACCAAACUUCUCUUAAUAUAUAUAUACAUUUUUUUUUGUUACACAACUUUAUGUAAAGUUACAACUUUAUUCUUAUAGUAUAUUUGCCGUUUUGUCCAUGUAUUUCUGUGACUUCAGUAAGUAUCGUGGCGAGUUUCUCUUCAGCGUGGCCUUAAUACCAUAAAAUUAUAUUUCCGUCAUGAUUUUUUGGAAGAUUGUGGCGCUUCUUUGAAACUCUGCUCCGCAUGCGUCAUCACGACAACCAAGCAAACGACACACACAUUAGGGAAAGAGUGUUUAUGCAACUUUUAUCUGCCUUAGGAAAUGUUUUUGCACAGUUCCGAAUGCCAGUCAACUACUUUUAUAAUGUGAUUUAUUGUCCUGUGCCUUCUGACGAGCUCCCAGAUGGACAAAAAAAAAAAAUAGAUGUUGAAAGUUUGACAAUGGUGCCUUUCAGUCGUGGCAAAUGUUUCUUUAACAAAAUGAUUAUUUAUCAACUAGUUUCAUCCUUAAAGAAGCAGCAAGGAACAAUUGAUUUUUUUAUCUUUAAGCCCCGCCCCCCAUUAAUUUAGUGCAAUUUAGCUAAUUUUUAUAAAUAUCCAGGGAAAGCCAUUUCAAUAUAAUCACCACUUUCUACGUUUUAGACGCCCACCAUACAUCCCACUGGGCAUGCUGCAUUUGUUUAUGAUAGAUCAGGGGUCGGCAACCUAAAAUGUUGAAAGAGCCAUAUUGGACCAAAAAUACAAAAACAAAUCUGUCUGGAGCCGCAAAAAAUGAAAAGCCAUAUUACAAACAGAAAGUGUCAUGAUAUAUAAAUUGAAUUAUGAGGACUUAAAAGGAAACUAAAUGAGCUCAAAUAUAGCUACAACUGAGGAAUAGUAAUGCAAUAUGUACAUACAGCUAGCCUAAAUAGCAUGUUAGCAUCGAUUAGCUUACAGUCAUGCAGUGACCAAAUAUGUCUGAUUAUCACUCCACAUAAGUCAAUAACAUCCACAAAACUCACAUUUGUGCAUUCAUGUACAGCGUUAAAAGUUUGGUGGACAAAAUGAGACAGAAAAAGAAGUGGCAUAAAACACGUCCUAGAAGGUCGGAGAAAGUUAUACAUGUAAACAAACUAGGGUGAGUUCAAGGACCGCCAAAAUAUGUAGGACAAAACGGCGCUCGCCAAAUACUGGAAUCAGUGAAUCAUGUUUAAUAUAAACAGUGUGCUUUAUAGCAAUUAGGGAGCUUUGUGUCAUGUUUGUCCUCCUACAGAAACCAAAUUAAAACAAAAAAUAUGGUUUUUCCCCCUUCAUCAUUUCCAUUUUUCAUAUAUUUUUGAAAAAGCUCCAGAGAGUCACUAGGGCGGCGCUAAACUGGAGCCACGGGUUGCCGACUAAUGUGAUAAAGAAAUGAAAAUAAGUUACCAUAAAAAUGUUUCUUUUGUUUUAAUACUUCGCCACGCUUGUGUUUAACUUUUAUUUUGAACAUUUUUUUUAUCAAGUUUUGGCGUAUUGUAAGAAUGAAAUGAAUUCCUUACCAAUGUGACAUAUUGCUUUGUAACCCGCCUGUAUAUUGAAGCCAAAAGGGCGACGCCUACAUUUCCCACAAUGCAAUGUUGCGUUGCUCAUCACUUUUUUUUUCUUCCGUUCGAUGUGACCUUUGGAACACGUUUUCGUCCCAGUGAUGCUUUUUCUCAUUUUUUUUUUUUUUUUUGAAGCGAUUAACGUGGUUCAAAAAUCCGCCCGGCGACAGUCUAUUAUUCUUUCACUUUUAUUCUGUCCUGAAUGACGUAUACUUGACUUUUCUAUUCGCUGUGUGUUUUGCAGAAAACAACAAAAACAAAAAAACCUUUCUCGCCAAGUGUCCCUGACGAGAACAAAUAUUUACAAAUGAAGGAACUGUUUCUGUAUAUAUUUGAUGGCCAUCAUUUUUUUGAAAGAUACUAGAAAUAUUAUUCCGCUUGUGUUAGAGAAGAAGGGCUUAUUGCUUAUUUUACUUUUUAUUAAUCUGAAGGAUUACCCUAUUUAUGUAUUUUUUUUUUUACAAGACUUUUUGUAUAGAAUAUGCAAACACUACGAAGAAAAUAUUGAUGUCAAAUAUUCCGAAAGAAACAAAAAGCUGGUACAUAUUUAAUCUCUUCUAAGCCAUUACAUUAUGUGGUUCUCCGUCGUCAUGGUAACCUGUUACUAAUUCCCCAAACACGCUACGAACGUUACGCAGAGUAUAUCCUCGCAACUGUAUGAGCACGUGAAAACUGUGAGACGCAGCUCGCCUCGAGCGGCCACUUUAUUGUUGUUAUUAUUAUUAUUAUUAUUAUUAUGGGAUGUUGGAGUGUUCUCUAUUAGCUUGGUGACGUGACAAAGAACUAGCUGACAAGUUUGCAUGUGCAUGUGUUUGCUUUUCCCCAGGAACUGUUCUUCUUUUGUGCAAUCUUACACACAAGUAUUAUUUAAAGACUUUUUUUCUCUAAUUACCGACAUUUACAGAAUAUUUACUGAAUGUAUAUUUAGCGUUUUAACAACUAAAAUGUGCGUUUUGUAUAAUAUAUAUAUAUAUAUAUAUAUAUAUAUAUAUAUACAUAUAUAUAUAUAUAUACAUCAAUGAGUCUGUUUUUCAUGUCCAUGAAAUGGCAUUCCAAAAUGUGCCUUAUUUUGUUAGUUAGGAAAAUACUUUAGUGCUGUCCAGUUUGAUGAAUAAAAGUCGUACUGAAAGUUG